Angiostrongylus costaricensis is the source of this 2809-nucleotide messenger RNA. Lineage: Eukaryota; Metazoa; Nematoda; Chromadorea; Rhabditida; Metastrongylidae. The record is from the annotation of a GenBank genome assembly.
CGAAGGUAGGCCGCUGGAAGCUUAUGAGAAAAGAACUGAAAGCUAGCUAUUAUGUAGAAAAAUUUUCUACUUGUGAAUUACCAAAUAAUUUUCUGUUUCUUUGCUAUCUGGGUUACAAAACCUUGUUUCAGCCGUUGAAUUCCAGUUUCCGAAUUUAACGGAUAAUCGAGGCUACUCAGAAAAUGAUUUUAAUGGGCGACAUACAAUUGAAAACCUCUCCUAUGGCCACCGACUCCACAUAAUGAAUCUGAAGGUAGGUGAAUCUGACACUGGAACCUACGUAUGUCGUUCCAUAGACGACCCUACGUUGCGUUCAGAAAUUCACAUCUUCGUAAAAGUUUAUGAAGGGCUGGUUGUCUCUGAAACGGAAUUCGUCGUACCUUGUAAAUCUUCGCGACAUCUCUCUAAAGACGAUGUUGAACUACGGGUUAAUGGAAAAUUGUGGAAAUCGGCAGCGAAAUAUUUUGAUCCAAGGACUGGUUUUAAAGUUAACAGCAAAACUGCCGAGGACAAGAUAGUCAAUCAACUAACGUUCCAAUGCGUUCAUAAGGGCUAUCCUCCAGAUUCCGCUACAUUCCUAAUAGUUUUUAAAGAAGCUAGCAAAAACGAUCUCGAAUUCAUCUUUGAAGAGCCUGAUCCGUGGGCAUAUGUUGGUGGACAGUACACUCUUUCCUGUAUCUUAAAACUUAAAGGAAGAGGCCGUAUUGAAAACAAAUAUCAAUACCAAUUGCAAGUAAAGUGCCCUAGAUGUUCUUAUCCUAUUGCCGUCUUCACUAUAAAGCAUGAAAUUCUCAAUUUUAGCAAUCGUAUUAUAACGAUUGAUUCUUUGACUCUUGAUGACAGUGGACAGUACAGUUGCAGUUGGUACUUCGACCAAGUACUGAAUGAGACAAUUCACAAAAAUGUGGACGUCUCUCCAAAGAAGGGUCAAAUAAAGGUUUGUAGAACACUUCGAUGGCCUGUUUGUGGGCAAUAUUCGGUGUUAUUCUACUCACGUGUGGUUAUACUUAUGUCAUUUCGUUUAAACGUUUUUAGAAUGAACGAUGUGAAUGUGCAAAACGAACAAAUUAGUGCUCGAAUCGAUGUUAUGUCGCCGAACAGUUGGGUGGUUUUCGAUCAGCAGUACUAUCAGAUUGGUACUCCAUUGCACGUCAGCUGCAUAGUAACUGCCAUUCCACAAUCAACGGUCACUUUUAUGCUAUGGAUCGUUGUUUCCCUAACUAUUGUUGAUUUGCAGGUGGUGAAAACUGUCAAGCCGUACCACACACAAUCGGAUCCCGAAAAGCCUCGAAUCCUAGAAUACGGAAAGCCAGCCGAGUUCGAGUGCAAUAUCGAUGGAACACCUCGACCUGAGUUCACAUGGCUCAAGGAUAACAAAGUCUAUGAAGGAGGAGAGGUAUCACCGGGCAAUCGGCGUCUCUAUAUUUCUAGGGUGGCAGCUGAAGAUAAAGGUGAAUUCGAAUGUGUGGCAACAAAUCGAGCAGGGACAAGCGUGUACAAGUUUUCGGUGAAAGUAAGCAACCAAACACCAAAGAGAGUAUCAAGUUCAUUUUUAUUUGUGAUAUUCAUGAUGCUUCUGGGCUUAUUGUUUUGUCUUAUUACUGCUCUUGUCUUUCGUACAAAUAACUUUUUUAGAGCUUUAAAUGUUCUCUAUGAGCAAUUGAUGAAAACCUCUGAAGGUCCACCACCAAGUGGGCUGAAAAUUCCUCUUGAUCAGCGUAUCUAUCAGCUGCCAUAUAAUCGACAGUAUGAAUUGGAAAGAGAUAAUUUAGAAAUCGGUAAUCGGCUAGGAUGUGGACAGUUUGGGCAGGUUUGGCAAGGGUGGUUGUCAAAACCUCGUGUGAGUGACUCAAUAGCCGAAAAAGCUCGUUUGCCGGUAGCUGUCAAGGGUAUGAGUGAAUGCCCACUGGUUGGCACCAAUGUUCAGCACCAGAAAAUGCUCGCUGAUGAGUUAAAAAUUAUGUGCGCUAUCGGCAAACAUCCAAACGUACUGGCACUCAUUGGUGCCAUCACUAAAAAUAUGAAGAAAGGAGAGCUAUAUGUGGUCGUUGAGCUGUGUGACAAUGGGAAUCUCAAAGAUUUCUUACUGAAGUACAAGAACAAAUUCAUCAAUGAGCUGAAAACAACACAAAUACCAGAUGAUGGCUACCUACGACCAGAUUCUGCAGUCAAGACACUAUAUAUUCCGGAUUGGUCGAAUGAAAUGGAAUCGGAUCGUCUGAUAGCAGACAAUACGAUGUUGGCCACAAGUGAUUUGAUUUCAUUCGCUAUGCAGAUUGCAAAUGGAAUGGAGUACCUAUCCUCAAUACCGUGCAUUCACAGAGACUUGGCGGCAAGGAACGUGCUGCUUACAAGCAAUAAAAUCUGCCGAAUUGCUGACUUCGGCAUGGCGAAAAACGAGAACAAGAACUAUUACAGGUUACGCAAGAAGAACGUGCUUGUGCCGUAUCGUUGGAUGGCGAUCGAAGCGAUUCAGGAUGGUGUUUAUACAUUGCAAUCGGACGUAUGGUCUUUUGGAAUUCUUUUGUUCGAAAUCUUCACUCUUGGUGGAUUACCAUAUCCAACCAUCGCAAAUGAGGAUCUGUUAUCCAAGUUGCUCGAAGGACAUAGGAAUUCGAAACCGAAAUACGCUCAUGAGGAUAUCUAUGAGUUGAUGAUGAAGUGUUGGGACAAAGAUCCAAAGGAGCGGCCAAACUUUACCAAAUGUAUUCAUCAGCUCAAAGAACACUUGAGACUAGCGUCUCCUCAGGUAAGAUGUGCUUUAAUUUUCUUUUUAGUUUUUUAUACUUCUGGUUCAUUACUGGCUUGA